AUGAGUCCCAUUAUCUCGAUCGUUAUGACUGAGUAUUUUGCUCGGUUUCGUCGAAAUGGAUUCUCAAUUGACUGCGGAGCAAAUCCUCAUGAUGAGGCCUGUGUACAAGGAUCACGACAAGCUGCGUGGGUCUCAAGCCUUUUUUCAGCUGUAGGAUCAGUGUUCAACUUUAUUCUGGCCCCAAUGCUCGGACAAGCUUCAGAUGUCUAUGGACGCAAGCCAUUCCUAGUGCUAAGUCAACUUGUCAGAGUUGGAACACCAUUUUCCGUCAUGUACUUUAUGCAACCACGGGGUUCAAUUAUUCCGUACUUGAUAUUGAGACUGUUUGAUUAUGGAUUCGGAACUGCUGGGGUGAUGAGCGCUGCUGUUGCCGAUGUUGUCACUCCGGAAAAACGUGCGGCAGCAUUUGGAAUUCUAUUUGCGGGUCUCUCAGUUGGUUAUUGUAUCAGUGCCUUUAUCGCACCAUUUUUCUCUAGAGAUCACGUGUUGCAAAUUGCUGCAGCUCUGUUCGUGUCACGAGUUCUAUGGGCAAUGAUUAUCCUACCUGAGACGCUGCCUGUUCGAUCACAUAUGAAGAAAACACGAUGGGUCAUGGAGAACCCCAUCAGCGCGAUGUCUAUCCUUUUCCGAAACAAGUUGUUCAUGCGACUGACGUGCUUGAUUGCGCUUACAAGUUUCGUUGCAAGCGGGACCUUCCAGAUUCAAUCGUUUUAUCUAAAUACUAUUGUGGGUUUUGACGUGAAGGAUUUUGGUGACGUGAUGCUUCUCGGGGGCGUCUUGUCUUUACUAGCACAAUGUCUGUUGCUCAAGCCUCUGAUAACCUGCUUCAAGGAGAAAGGUGUGAUCGUUAUUGCGGUGAUCGCUAGCUUUGUGACGAUGGUUGGUUUUACUGGAACCGCGUUUUACCCCCAUAAAUGGGUAGUCUACGCUUUGUGUGUACCUGGAAGCCUCAGCGACUUGUCAUUCCCAGCCAUUGCAGCUCUCAAGUCGAUCAACGUGUCGGAAAAGGAGCAAGGACGUCUGCAAGGCGCGAUAUACGGUGCCCGAUCAGUUUUUGAUGCACUUGGACCCGUCAUUUUCUCGUCGUUGUAUGCUGCUAUGACGCAACAAUCGACUAAGUCCCAGGCACUCCCGUACUUUGUGGCUGCAUUUAUCUAUUUUGUCGGGAUUGGAGUAGCUCUGUCGUUACCAGUUGGCAAACCAUCCUCUCCCCGGAAUAUCGUUGCUGUCCCUGCGCCACUACCGUCACAAACAUGCGGUGAUUCUCCAUCUACGUCCGCCUUCUACUUUGAUACCGACGAUGAUGAAACAGACCAAGGUAACAUGUAUGCAAGUGGUGCAAACUACAAUGAUGACGAAAAGUAUCUAGUGGAGCCGUUACUGGGCAACACCUCCAACGACAGGACGUGUUCAUGCUGA
Messenger RNA from Peronospora farinosa, 1419 nucleotides. The record is from the annotation of a GenBank genome assembly. Lineage: Eukaryota; Oomycota; Peronosporomycetes; Peronosporales; Peronosporaceae.